UACGAACAGACAUAAUGAUGGAUGAAAAUGUUUCUUAUCAAUUUGCACCGGUGCGACAACGUAGGGAAAAUAGGCAGGACAUUCAAUAUGAAUUAAUUCUUCGUCAACAACCAAAGCAAUCAAGGAUGUGUGGUAUCGGUGAAAAAGCUGACAGACGACCAAUUGAUCCACCUCCAAUAAUUCAGUUAAAAGUUCAUGAUCCUACCCUGCCACAAGCCGAGAAAAGUUCAUUCCUUCAGAAUCCUUAUUUUUUUAUGUAUGCAUCUUUAAUGGCUCCUGACACAAACGAAGAAUUACACUUACUCCGAGAUGGCAAGACACGCUCUACAACCGGUUCUGUUGUUUCUUCUUUAUAUCAUCUUAAAGAUAUUGAUAACUCGGAUGCUGGAUUUUUCGUAUUUCCCGAUUUAUCUGUACAAUCUACGUUUCUAUCAAGGUCUUUUGCUGAUCAAGGAUUAAAAAUCAGAAUAAGAAAAGAAAUUAGGAUACGAAGGCGAUUAGCUAAAAGAAAAGAAUUAGAGCCGAUAGAGAGUGCUGAUGCCAAUAGGAUGAAACGUUCGCGUGAUAACAGAUUUGAAAAUGAUAGCCAUGAAUCUUCUGACUUAGAGAUAACAGACCAUACUCAUUCUACGGAUGAGAUACAUUCUAAAAGAACCUCUGAUUUAACUGAAAGACGAAAAGACCAUUCAAGUAAAAGUCCAUCUUCAUCCUAUCUUCGAGGUCCAUAUGAUCAUCUACCUCACAUCGGUCCUUAUGAGCAUAAUGCUCCUUUGUAUGGACCUGGGUAUCCUCCACAUAGACCUAUUCCGUGGCAUGACCGUCCAGAGUAUAUGAGUGAUCCACAUUAUCCCCCUUAUUAUGAUCUAUAUGACAGAAGAUAUAGUUAUCAUCCUUAUUAUUACCCCCCACCGUUACCAGACAGUGCGGAUCAUCAUCGUUAUCCAUAUCCUCAUCCACCAACUUAUGGCAGGCCUCCAAUUUAUCCAAGUCAACCUGGAUAUUAUGAUACACCACAAAGGAUAUCUCAUUCCUCAAAUGAAUCUUCGAGUUCUUCUAGACCUUAUGGAUAUGACAUAUCAAAUUCUUAUCCUCCUCCACGUCCAUGGUCACAUUAUGGUGAACGCCCAUCUCCGAGAGAUCAUAAUUCUGAAUCAUCAUCAUCGCCUUAUCGGAGUGGCUUACUUCCUAUACCACCAUCACGUCAUUCAAUGUAUUCAUAUCCUGAAUAUUAUCAUUCGUAUCCACCUCCACCACCAAAACAAGAUUACGUUCAAAGUGAUCCUGUCUCAAAUCAAACUGGUCCUGCUAAAAUUCCUAUCCAAGAUCUUUUAUCUACUGAACGGCAACAACUACAGCCUAAUACCGAACGUGCUGCAAGCGGUGUCCCUUCUUCUCGUGCAUACG
Dentiscutata heterogama is the source of this 1404-nucleotide messenger RNA. Lineage: Eukaryota; Fungi; Glomeromycota; Glomeromycetes; Diversisporales; Gigasporaceae. The record is from the annotation of a GenBank genome assembly.